CUCCCAGUCUCCACGGCAGCCGUUGCUAGCUAGUCGCGCGCCAUGGACUCGACGACCCCGCUGCUGCAGCCUGCCGCGAAGAAGGAGCCGGCGCCGUCGUCGCACGGGGGCGGCAGCCGGGAGCUGGAGGCGAUCCUGAGCGACGCGGCGGCGCCAUGGGCGCGGCGGGCGUGGGAGGGGGCUAGGGUGGAGCUGCCGCUGCUGCUGCGGGUGGCGCUGCCGGCGGUGUCCGUGUACAUGAUCAACUACGUCAUGUCCAUGUCCACGCAGAUCUUCUGCGGCCAGCUCGGCAACCUCGAGCUCGCCGCCGCGUCGCUCGGCAACACCGGCAUCCAGGUCUUCGCCUACGGCCUCAUGCUCGGGAUGGGCAGCGCGGUGGAGACGCUGUGCGGGCAAGCCUACGGCGCGCACAAGCACAGCAUGCUCGGCGUGUACCUGCAGCGCUCCGUCGUGCUCCUGGCGGCCACCGGCGUGCCCCUCGCCGUGCUCUACGCCUUCUCGGAGCGCGUCCUCAUCCUCCUCGGCGAGUCCGAGCGCAUCGCCAAGGCGGCCGCGGUGUUCGUGUUCGGCCUGAUCCCGCAGAUCUUCGCGUACGCCGCCAACUUCCCGAUCCAGAAGUUCCUGCAGGCGCAGAGCAUCGUGGCGCCGAGCGCCUACAUCUCGGCCGCCACGCUGGUGCUCCACCUGCUGCUGACCUGGCUUGCGGUAUACCGGCUGGGCCUGGGCCUCCUGGGCGCGUCGCUGGUGCUGAGCCUGAGCUGGUGGGUCAUCGUGGCGGCGCAGUUCGCGUACAUAGUGACGAGCCCGCGGUGCAGGGAGACGUGGACCGGGUUCACCACGCAGGCCUUCACCGGCCUCUGCGGGUUCUUCAGGCUGUCGGCGGCGUCCGCCGUGAUGCUGUGCCUGGAGACGUGGUACUUCCAGAUCUUGGUGCUCAUCGCCGGCCUGCUCAAGAACCCCGAGCUCUCCCUCGACUCCCUCUCCAUAUGCAUGACAGUGAACGGAUGGGUGUUCAUGAUCUCGGUCGGGUUCAACGCCGCGGCGAGCGUGCGGGUGGGGAACGAGCUGGGCGCGGGCAACCCGAGGGCGGCGGCGUUCUCGGUGGUGGUGGUGACCUCGCUCUCGCUCGCCGUGGCGGUGGUGUGCGCCGGCGUCGUGCUCUGCCUCCGCGACCAGCUAAGCUACUUCUUCACCGGCGGCGAGGCCGUGGCGCGGGCGGUGUCCGACCUCUGCCCGCUCCUCGCCGUCACGCUCGUCCUCAACGGCGUCCAGCCCGUCCUCUCCGGCGUGGCGGUGGGUUGCGGGUGGCAGGCGUUCGUAGCGUACGUGAACGUCGGCUGCUACUACGUCGUCGGCGUGCCGCUCGGCGUCUUCCUCGGCUUCUACCUCGACUACGGCGCCAAGGGCGUUUGGAGCGGCAUGGUGAUUGGGGGAACCCUAAUGCAGACGCUCAUCUUGCUGUGGGUCACCUUCAGAACCGACUGGAACAAGGAGGUGGAGAAAGCCAAGGCGAGGUUGGACGAGUGGGAGGACAAGAAACAGCCUCUCCUAGAGGAUUGAAGACCUAGCUAGAUCACGACGCAACGCUCGCACGCAGUGAUGGACUUUUUGAUGAUCAGAUCAGAGGCGGGGACGUCAUUUGGAUUUUAGAGCAUGCGUAUUAUGCAUGGCGAUUGCCCCAUGUUAUGCUUUGCAUAUUUUGAACGAGCAGUACGUCCAAUUAAUAAAAGAAACGAAUCUCUA
This is a messenger RNA of Phragmites australis (common reed), 1743 nucleotides long. Its product is annotated as protein DETOXIFICATION 40-like. Gene Ontology annotation, molecular function: xenobiotic transmembrane transporter activity; antiporter activity. Gene Ontology annotation, cellular component: membrane. Lineage: Eukaryota; Viridiplantae; Streptophyta; Magnoliopsida; Poales; Poaceae. The transcript is spliced from 7 exons. Gene Ontology annotation, biological process: xenobiotic detoxification by transmembrane export across the plasma membrane. The coding region runs from base 43 to 1560 and encodes 505 amino acids. The record is from RefSeq and is a predicted model, not a curated record.